CCGCGAGUGGGCGCCGACGGGGACCCCGCGGGCGGCCCGCGCCGGGCGUUCGCCCUCCUGGAAGCUCCAGAGGGCCCCCAGACCUCGGCCGACUGAACAGAAACUGCUUUCCCAUUGAUUCGACCCGGCCGGGCGAGCGGCCGGGUGCGUGUGCCCGAGCGCGUGCGGAAGGCAGAAGGGCAGGAAGUCGGUCUCUGGCAGCCAGGGUGGCGGCACCGCGCAAGGGACGCAGCCUUCCUUAUUUAUGUGUCUGCCGGCAUUUGCCUUCUUCGCCCGAAGACUUCAGGGAGCGUCUCGGAGCUGCGUUCCCCGCGUGUGAGGCACGGGAAGGGCUGGAUGUCUGAACAACAUGCUUAUCCAUUAACCUCCAAACUUUCCUUUUUUUAACCCAAAGAAUAUCGGUGAUUUUUGUUCACUGCUCGCAGAAGAGAGAACCUAGGGCCCUUGAAAUGCAGCAAAAUCCUUAUUUAUAAAGUGGCCCCGCGGUAGUGAUAUGCGAACCCCCCGGACUCAGUGAAUCUUCUAUCCUAUGGAUACCGGUCUUGGGAUUUGAGAUUGAAGAUCUGUACUGUCUGCACUGGGUCCGGCGGCCUCCAUCCUGUCAAUGCCCAGCUUCCCCUGGGACUGCUGGUCUUCCCUGGAGAUCAGAGCGGUCCUGUGUGCCAUGGGCUGCAUUCAGAGCAUCGGAGGCAAAGCCAGAGUCUUCCGGGAAGGCAUCACGGUGAUCGAUGUGAAGGCCUCUAUCGACCCCAUCCCCACCAGCAUCGAUGAGUCCUCCAGCGUGGUGCUCCGCUACCGGACACCCCACUUCCGUGCCUCGGCCCAGGUGGUCAUGCCGCCCAUCCCCAAGAAGGAGACCUGGAUAGUUGGCUGGAUUCAGGCGUGCAGCCACAUGGAGUUCUACAACCAGUAUGGGGAGCAGGGCAUGUCCAGCUGGGAGCUCCCGGACCUCCAGGAAGGCAAGAUCGAGGCCAUCAGCGACUCGGACGGGGUAAACUACCCGUGGUAUGGUAACACGACAGAGACCUGCACCAUCGUGGGCCCCACCAAGAGAAACUCCAAGUUCAUCAUCAGCAUGAACGAUAACUUCUACCCCAGCGUCACGUGGGCCGUGCCCGUCAGCGAGAGCAAUGUGGCCAAACUGACCAACAUCUACCGGGACCAGAGCUUCAUCACGUGGCUGGUGGCCACCAACACCUCGACCAACGACAUGAUCAUCCUGCAGACCCUGCACUGGCGCAUGCAGCUGAGCAUCGAGGUGAACCCCAGCCGGCCCCUGGGCCAGCGCGCCCGGCUCCGGGAGCCCAUCGCCCAGGACCAGCCCAAAAUCCUGAGCAAGAACGAGCCCAUCCCACCCAGCGCCCUGGUCAAGCCCAACGCCAACGACGCUCAGGUCCUCAUGUGGCGGCCCAAGUUCGGGCAGCCGCUGGUGGUGAUCCCGCCCAAGCACCGGUAGCGGCCGGGGGGGCGGUGGGGGGCGCCCGCGGGGCGACACCCGGAUGAGGACACCGCUCAAGCGACCCCCCACACAGACUCUGCGGUCAUUCAGCGAAAUACAACCUUUCUACCUUCUCUGGCGGGGCGGAUCUCACUGUGCGAAUGCCCCUGGGAUGGCCCCACCCCACCCCGCUCCGCCCCCGCCCUUCUGGAACCUGCUUUCCUCGGGGAGGGGGGAGACCCAGGCGGGACCGACCCCCUAUGUGCACCCUCAGGGUCACCCUGGGUCUCCUUUCCUCUCCUCGCAAAAUCAUUCAUUUGCAACAGACACCCUGAAACAACUGCUUUUUCUGUUCUUUUUUUAAAAAAACGCCUCUUCACGAGGUUCAGGGUCUGAGGAGGAGCUGGUGAUGAGCCUGGUGGGUGCGGCGGGCCCCUCCAGGGGAAAGACACCCCCCCCCCCCCUUGUCCUCCGUCUUGCGGCCUUAUGUAGACUUGCUUUGCCAAACUUUUGCCUUAAGCUGAUUUUAAAGGAAAAAAAAAACCUGGAACAAAGAAAGCAGGAUCUCUUUUCUACUGGACUUCGUAUCUUCUGCCAGAGGCAAGGGAGGAGGGGGUGGGGAAAGAGAGAGAUGCCCCCGAGCCCCUCCUCCUGGGUAUUGCCCAGGUGGUCGGGGGUACCAAGGUAGAUCUAAAACCAGCUGCUCAUUCUUUCGUUUUAGCUGAGCCGAAACCACAGACAGAUUCUGCCCCCAAAGUCCCUUCUCUCUGCCCCAGGUAGAACCCCAUCCUCGACCCCCUGCCUGCAGAGGGGCUCUGAGCUCGGUCGGGCCCACGGUCCCGUGUCCCACCUCUCUCCACGGCAGCCAAAACUUGCCUUGGGUGGGGCUGGGAGGAGAGAGGGCGGGUCCUGUGAGUUGCAGGUAAGAACCCGGGGAAUUUCCAGCAUCUUGGUCCUUGGAUGGGUCUGUUGGCACAUCUCAGCUUUUCUCUUUCCAUCCAUACUGGUCCCCGAUGCCUGGAGGGGGCCAGCCACCCUCCCCAGCUGUAGUUCAGAGGUAAAAGGGCCUGCACCUCCUUGCAGCAUCUUCUCAGGGGACGCCCCUCCCAGAUACUCUGGGGGGGCGCUGCUGCAGACAGGCUCCAGAAGGCAGACCCCCGCUGCCUGUCCUCACAGAAGGGAACGAGGGCCCCCCUAGCUGGGGGAUGGUAGUAGGCCUGGGCCCUCUGGAGCCCCAGGACCUGGUCCUGAGUGACACCAAGCUUUGUUUUUUUGUUUUUUUUCAUCAGCAACGUCUGCUGCUUGCAGGAGCUGAGGGAACACCCAGCUGAAGCCCCCUUCCUCCAAGCUUGCUAGACUCACAGCGACAUCACCUGGGUCCCUCAUUCUAACCAAUCAUAGUCAAGCACAGAAAACUGUCAGAUGAUGGAAACAAGGCAUUUCUGCUACAGAUGAGCCACUUGGAGGAGCCCCAGUGACUGUGGGAGGGUGUGGGUCACUGAGUCCUCGUUCUGCUCCUUUAUCCAUGGGAUACUGCAUUUAUUCAAGGGGUGCUUUACUGCCCAGCCAUCUCCCGAGCCCGCUCCUGAUGGGAGGCGGGCAGCUCUCCUGGAACCACUGGAUGGGGGAGAACUUGGUGUGGCCGGCGGCCCACCUGGUGCUCGGGGACCCCUGUCAGGCCCCGGGGUUGGGGGGGAUUGGGGGGAAAUGGCCAGCUUCCCUUGGGUGUGUUUGGAGGGAUGCCUGCCACCCAGAGAGGCCACAGCCUCCAGCGAGGGGGAUGUGAUGGGUCCCAGGCCCCCUGCUCUGGGGACAAGCUGUGGAGGGGCCGGGGUGGUGAAGUCCAGCUGCCAUGGACAGGACCUGGCCUCUAGGCGGCGAGGCCCUUCUCUGCACUCAGGUCUUUCUUGCACUAAAAAGGAGAGAGGGCUCUGGGCGAGGGGUCAGGAACCGGAGUGCUGCUUCUGGGCUGGGCCAUCGCUGAGGUGUUCUGACGGGAGGAGGGGUGGUCCUGAGCUGUUUGGGGGCAGCGUCUCCCAAGCCCACUGCCCCUGAGAGGGAGCAGGGCCCUCUCGGAGGCCAUCACUGCUCUGGCUGCCUCCACCCUACCUCCAUGCCUACCGCAUGCCUGGGCCCCCAGUCAGCUUGCUGCCUGGCUCACCCCCCAUCCUCUACUCCUCGCCCCUUUCUCUCUACCCCUCCCGGCCUUUCUAAAGACAGGGCUGGGAUGACCCUGGGGAGGCUGGAGGUCCGGCUAAGGAUGCUCGACUUAGCCUGGGUCUGGUCCCUCAGCCUCUCGGGUCAGGAGCACAGACCCAGGCUUCUCACCUGGGCUCCCCCCAUCCCUCCGGUGUCCCCACUCCCCGGCGUGGACACACUCCUUCAGCAAUAAGGACCAUCCACGGUCGUGGAGAGUACUGUGAAAGCAAACCAGUGCACUUACCAGGAGGCACAAGACUCUUGAAAAAAAAAAAAAUGUACCGUGAACCUUUUUAAAACAACAGCAACAAAUACAAAGAGAAAUAAAAUGUAAUUUUAAAGUAGG
Dama dama (fallow deer) is the source of this 3983-nucleotide messenger RNA. RefSeq names its product family with sequence similarity 78 member A (gene FAM78A). The record is from RefSeq and is a predicted model, not a curated record. Bases 605 to 1456 code for a protein of 283 amino acids. The transcript has 2 exons. Lineage: Eukaryota; Metazoa; Chordata; Mammalia; Artiodactyla; Cervidae.